UUUCCAAUAUAGAAGUAGAAUAUAGAACGGGGAAAUCAAUUCCACCAGUCCUUUCCUUAUUGGCGUUUCACACACCAUAUAGCUCAUAGAGAUAUAGGAAAAUCACAAUAUUUUGUUUUUCAAUAGUAUAGGAAUGCAUCUACUAAACCAGGAAUGAAGCGGAAAAUGCCGGCCAGGAUUUAGGGCAACUACAGCCAAAGGGACAGAUCGAACGUGAUGUAUACGUUACUAAGCACAUUUAUGUACCGAGAUUCUAAAUAAUUAUAGUGCCGUUAUCAGAACACAGAACUCGUCGCAGGUAUGAACGCGGACACCGAUCUGGCCUUAGCUAUCACCACGUGUAUGAUGCUCAUAGGCCUUACCCAUGGGAAUAAGAACGUCAUUUUGAUAAUCAUAAAAGAUCUGAGAGCAGAUGCUGUUUUUAAAGAAAUUGGCGGCUAUCCGAAAAUUCACACGCCACAUAUAGAUCGACUCGCCAGCAAGAGCCUUGUGUUUAGAAAUGCCUUCGCACAGCAAUCUUCCAGCGAUGUCAGUAUUUCAUCAAUACUCACUGGGAGACGCCCUCAAACAUUUGGCAUACCAACUCUCCGAAACGACAAGGGAUCGGAAAAUAAACAACAAAAGUCAAAUGAUAAGCAAGACAGAGCAUAUCAUGAUACCAUACACAAUCAUCAAACAAAACUUCCUGACUCAACAAUUGUAACAUUACCUAAGUUUUUUAAAGAUAAUGGAUACAGUGUGAGGACUAUUGGUAACUUUGAUACGAACUUGAGCGAAUAUGACAUGAAUGACAAUAACGAGCAUAACACUGAUACAAAUAAUACGAGUCCUGGUGACACUCUGUCAGCCAGUUGGCUAGAAGUAGAUUCGAAAAUCAAUUUACCAGAUGAUGUAACCAUCAAUAAAACAUUACACUAUAUUGAUUAUCAAAAGCAAAAGGAGAACUUCUUUCUUUCGGUUGUAUUUGAGAAACCAGGAUUACCAUACAAAUGCCCUAAAGAUUUUUUCAAUUUAUACUCAAACAGUUCCAUUCACUCAACAAACUCAAGAGAUGGUCCCGACGAGUCGCUUAAAAACGACGCUAUUCCGAGGUACAACAUUGACCAUGGUAAUAUGCCUGGUAUCCUCCAAUACGACGACAUUCGAUUGAAUAGCGCAGUAAGCGUCAGGAAUGGUACCUUGGUGCUUCCAAUUGAUGUGGCUACUAAUCUAAAGAGGGCGUACUAUGCAUGUGUGAGUUACGUGGAUGCCAUGGUUGGACGAAUUCUCAAGCGACUGGAGAGCAGUGGACUUAUUGAUGACACUAUCAUUGCUCUGGUUGGUACUAGAGGAAUUCACCUUGGAGAACAUGGAGCUUGGGGAGGUGAUACAAACUUCGACGUUGCCCUACAUGUACCAAUGAUACUUCAUAUACCGCGACAGACGGAUGCCGGAAAAUCUAUUCGUGCUUUGGUAGAGCUGAUUGAUGUGUUCCCAACACUAGUACAUUCAGUAAAAUUAGGUGCUUCUGUCCCAUCAUGCAUCACAACAGAGUCAUUAAAAAAGUUUUGUCAUGAAGGAACCAAUCUACUAAUUUUGCUCAACGAUGCUCAACAAACGGUCAAAGACGGGAGCUUUUCUCAAGUUAUACAGCGUUCUCCAAUCACCAUACCAACAAAUCCAAAUAUCAGUGGAACGCACUUCCACGGAUCAGUUGUCCGCAUCGUUGGUUACAGCAUCCGGACUUUAGCUUAUCGAUACACAGAAUGGCUUCAAUACAAUGAAUACUCAGGUGCGAUUGAAUGGAAUAAUGUCGUGGGAGCAGAGCUUUACGAUCAUAAAGAUAACGACGAUGAAUUAACGAAUCUAGCUUUCUUGAAAUCUCAUAAAGUUAUAAGACAGAUCCUAAGUGAAGAGAUCCGAGAGGAAUGGAGGGAUGAAUCUGAAUUCAAUUUAAGUAUUACUGGCUAUGUGUUUGUGUUGAUAGGAACAUGUUAUUUGAUGCAGUCGUGCGCCGCUAUGCUUGAAACGUAGUCUGCUAAAGAAAAUAAAGAAUAUACAGCCUACAACAUGCCUCGACGCAGCACGACUCAACACAACACAACACAACACGCUUCAGCACAACACAAGACGAUCAAUCACAACGCAGCACUAAUCAACAUAACAUAAUGUAACACGACACUACACAACACAAAUCAACACAGUGUUCAACACUACACGACUUCACACAACAUGGCUCAACACAAAUCGACUCAAUGCAAUGUGAAACAAUACGACUCAACAUACCACAGCUCAAACAAUAUGGCUCAACACAACAAGACGACUCAACACAACACUAUUCAACAUGACUCAACACUACAUAACUCAACACUGCACGACUCGACACACCACGACUCAACACAACAUGGCUCAACACAAUCCACUGAUGUGAUAACAUAAUUAACUCCCAAAAUAAAUACGAAGUUAUAAUGCAACAAUGGCUGAGUUCAUUUUCUUGUUUCAUUCUAUCUCAUGUGUAUUUGUACAUGCGGCAUAAUAUGGCCAUAUACUGAGUAGCGAGUAGGUAGUUACCAGUUUCA
Molecule: messenger RNA, 2558 nt
Organism: Owenia fusiformis
Lineage: Eukaryota; Metazoa; Annelida; Polychaeta; Sabellida; Oweniidae
Source: the annotation of a GenBank genome assembly